Molecule: messenger RNA, 2193 nt
Organism: Caenorhabditis bovis
Lineage: Eukaryota; Metazoa; Nematoda; Chromadorea; Rhabditida; Rhabditidae
Source: the annotation of a GenBank genome assembly
AUGUUAAGUUCAAUAUCAAGACUGUGGUUGAGGAACAUGAGUUCAAAGUUCACAAAUCGUUUGGCUUUGGAAAAAUCACCAUAUCUCCAACAGCAUAAGAACAAUCCAAUUGAAUGGUAUCCUUGGGGAUCUGAAGCUUUUGAACAGGCGAAAUCAAAAAACCUUCCGAUAUUUUUAUCGGUUGGAUACUCAACAUGUCAUUGGUGUCAUGUAAUGGAAAAAGAGUCGUUCGAAAAUGAAGAAAUUGCAAAAUAUUUGAACGAAAACUUCGUGUCAAUCAAAGUCGAUCGGGAAGAAAGACCGGAUGUCGACAAAAUGUACAUGACGUUUGUUCAAGCGGUCACCGGAAGUGGAGGAUGGCCGAUGACGGUUUUUCUGACACCCGAUCUAAGUCCCAUCACAGGAGGAACUUAUUUUCCGCCUGACGAUAACCGAGGAAUGCUGGGCUUCCCGACAAUUCUGAAGAUGAUUAAAAAGGAAUGGGACAAUGACAAAGAAAGUCUCAUAAAGCAAGGAAAGCAUAUAAUCAAUUUGAUGAAAACAGAGUUUGCAUCCGAUGAUGUGAGAAAUACUGAAGAAGUAUUCAAUAAUAUUCUUACGCAUAAACAAAAAACAUUUGAUGGCAAGUUCGGCGGCUUCGGAAACGCGCCGAAAUUUCCAAAAGCUUGCGAUCUCGACUUUUUAAUAAACUAUGCUGCUGCGUUUCAAACUGAAAACGAAGCCAACUCCAAAGAUUGUGUCCGAAUGUUAGAAGCGACGCUUGAAGGAAUGACACUUGGUGGAAUUCAUGAUCAUGUCGGAAAGGGGUUUCAUCGAUACUCGGUUGAUGCCGAAUGGCAUGUUCCGCAUUUCGAAAAAAUGCUCUAUGAUCAAGCGCAAUUGCUUGCAACCUAUUCGGAUUUUCACAUUUUGACAGCUCGAAAGAAUAAAGAAUUCGAAAAAACGAUUCGCGAUAUUGUCGAGUACCUAAAGGAAUGUUUGUAUCAUCCGGAAGGUGGGUUUUACGCCGCCGAAGACGCUGACUCAUUCCCUCGACAUGGCGAUCAAAAGAAGGUUGAAGGCGCAUUCUGCGUUUGGGAAAAAGACGAGAUUAAAAAUCUGAUUGGCGAUCGCAAAAUUGGAGAAUCUUCCAUGUUCGAUGUUGUUUGCGAAUACUUUGAUGUCGAAGAUGGUGGAAAUGUUCCGCGAUCUUAUGAUCCACAUGGUGAGCUCACAAAUAAAAAUAUUUUGAGAAGAUUGCUAUCCGAUGAGGAAUGCGCAAAAAACUUUGAUUUAACCGUCGAGAAAUUGCUAGAAGGAAUUGAAGAAGCAAAGAAAAUUCUUCGAGAUGCCCGAUCCGAACGACCGAAGCCGCAUUUAGACUCGAAAAUAGUGACGUCGUGGCAAGGAUUGACAAUCACGGGCCUCUCGCGUGCAUUCGUUGCCACAAAUGAUGAGACAUAUUUGGAUUUGGCGAUGAAAUGUGUGGCAUUUGUCAGGAAAUAUCUUGUGAAUCCCGAAACCAACGAUCUUCGACGUGCUGCGUACAAAUCGGAAGACGGAGAAUCAAUCGAAAUUAAACCGAUUCGCGCAUUUUCGGAUGAUUAUGCGUUUCUCAUUCAAGGCCUCCUUGAUAUCUACACAUUAACUGGAAAUCAAACAUUGGUUGAAUGGGCUUUAGAUCUUCAAACUAAAAUGAAUGAAAAAUUUUGGAAUCAUGAAGGAGACAAUGGCUAUUUCAUAAGCGAGGAAACUGUCGUUCCCGGUGUCGAUGCGCGAAUGAUUGAAGAUCAAGAUGGAGCUGAACCAUGCGCAACAUCGGUCGCCGCAAACAAUCUUCUCCGAUUAUAUGAUAUAACCGAAGAUGAGAAAUUGCGUGAAAUGGCGAACAAGUGCUUCAGAGGCGCUGCUGAAAGACUGAACAAAGUACCCCUCGCCGUGCCAAAGUUGGCGGUUGCCCACCGAAGAUGGCAGUGCGGAAGUCAUACGUAUGUAAUAGUUGGUGAUUACAAUUCCGAGUUUGUGCAAAAAGCGAGAAAAGCGAUUAAUCAAAAGUUGAUUGCGAAUUCGUCAGUUGUUCAUAUCCAGUCGAAAGAUGAUAUUUCUGCGCAAGGAGCCUCUCAUUCAGGUAUGGCACAUGGCCAGAUGCCAUGCGUUUACGUGUGCAAGAAUUUCUGCUGCUCAUUGCCAAUUCGAAACGUCGAGAAAAUUUAA